AUGUCGAACAGACCAUUCGCACAGCUACAGGCCGCCGCCAUUGAUGGCAGAACUAGAACAGUCUUCUACCGCCAAACACAACUUGAAAAGUUGCACAAGAGUCUUGUCUCAAAUGCGUCCGAGAUUGUGGAUGCAAUUGUCGCAGAUGCUGGCCUCAGCCGAACAGAAGCACAAAUAGAGUACUCGCUCGCUCUGACUGCAGUGAGAGAGCGCUUUGCCGAGCUAGAGCCCAAGAAAGAGCUCGAGAACGAGUACGCAAUUGCUCGUGGAGAGGAUGCAGGUAGCCUACGCCUCGGAUACGGCACUGUGUACAUCAAGGCUUCAGCCGACCACACUCCUUUUUACUCAGCAAUUGCGCCCUUGAGUGCAGCAAUCGCUGCAGGAAACUGCGUAGUGUUGCAGAUUGAGAACAGCCUUCGCAGUCUCCCUGCUAUCCUUCGCAACACCCUCAAGUCUGCUCUGGACAAUGACACUUUCGACAUUGCUCAACAACCCGUCCAAGAUGCAUCUUUCCUGAGUGGCUGUCUGCAAGUAGUUCAAGACGGAUCCGUUGACGGAGCCGCCGCACAGAACCAGCUCGUUUCAAAAGCGGGUUCGAUCACAGCAGCAAUCGUAGACAGAACAGCAAAUUUGGACGAGACAGCAAAAGCUCUCGUCAAUGCUCGAUUCUCAUUCAACGGCAAAUCGCCGUAUGCCCCGGAUGUCAUCUUCAUCAACGAGUUCACCAAGAAGGACUUCUUGCAAGCACUUCUCAGACACUCGGUAUCAUUCGACGAAGUAGUUGAGAGGGAGAAGUCGCCCACCAGGAGGACUGGUCGUGAGAAUGGCAUCAGAGACUUGAUUUCGAGCCUGCAAAAAGAUGGAAGUGGCCGUGUCAUCGCACAAGAGUCGAACCGAGCAAUUCUGGAGGUGACCAAGAGGAGUACUAGCCUUCUCAAAAACAAGAUCAGCGAACCCGUCCUGCUCGUACACUCCGUCAAGAGUCUUGAUGAUGCCAUCGACUUCAUCAACAACAACGGCAAUGAGUUGCUAGCUGCAUACCAUUUCGGAGAGAAUGCUCAGUGCAAGUAUCUCAGCCAGUUCGUCUCGUCGCAGGUGUCAUAUGUCAACCACAUCCCAGCAGAACUUCUCGUCGGUCCCGCCUUCCCAGUCGGUCACCCAGUAACCUCAACACGUUACCCAACUGCCCUCUUCACCCGCCCCACACCCGCCUUCGUCACCAACACCACACAGUCGAAGACCGUAGAAUCAGCACUGAACGGCGCAUCCAAAUCUGAAAAGUCGACCGCAGUACAAACAUUGUACUCUCAAGCCGUCGCAGAUCUGCCCGCCGCACACAAGCGACCAAAGCAGUUGAAAGCGGCCUUUGGCUUCUUCGAGCAGUCCAUGCUGUUCAACCUCGGCUUCGUGCUGCUGUCAACCGGUGCCACUAUUGCGGCAACUGUGAUCUUGGGAAAGCGCGCGAGAGCUUACUACUCGCAUUGA
This is a messenger RNA of Aureobasidium pullulans EXF-150, 1485 nucleotides long. Its product is annotated as aldehyde dehydrogenase PutA. NCBI's taxonomy places the organism in Eukaryota, Fungi, Ascomycota, Dothideomycetes, Dothideales, Saccotheciaceae. The transcript is spliced from 4 exons. The coding region runs from base 1 to 1485 and encodes 494 amino acids. Gene Ontology annotation, molecular function: oxidoreductase activity, acting on the aldehyde or oxo group of donors, NAD or NADP as acceptor. The record is from RefSeq and is a predicted model, not a curated record.